GUGGCGAACGUCCGAGUCAAUGGACUCUCGUCUUAAAUCGAAUUAGUGGUGUUACGAGUGAUUUUUAAUCCCCAGGAAUUAUUACGAUGUUUCAGGUGGAUCACUAGUAAACUGGCGACGUGAUAGAAGUUUAAUUCUUGGCCGGAUUCUUGUAUUACGGUAGAUGCUACUGUAAGGACUUGGCACGACUCAGGACAACCCCAAAAUGCAGCAACAGUCAGUAAUGGAAGAGGGAACGGCCUACGAGCCUCCAACUUACGAUGAGACCUUCCCAGUCCUUCCCGAAUCGACAAGAUCGACAAGUUCGACAACCAGCAGCCCAAAUCCUUCGCCAAGUGUUAAUAACAGCAUGCGUGUAGGAUGCUCCGUCGUUACUCACGUUUUUCGUGUGCCGGUCGAAGAGAGGAAAUUCGACCACAGCGAUAAGUUUGGAGAAGGCGAAUCUGUUCGCACUUGCCAACUGAUAACGAAAGAGUCGGGGGCUCACAUCGAAAUUGCAUCUUCGAAGGAUCAAUCGCUCACUUUUUUGGUGACUGGAAAGCAGUCUCAAGUUCUCGAAGCGAGACGUCGAAUUCUGACGACUUUCCAGACGCAGUCGACGAAGCAGAUUAAUAUUCCGAAAGAACACCAUCGAUGGAUUCUGGGAAAGCAGAGGCAAAGACUAAAGGAUUUGGAGAAAGUUACAUCGACAAAAAUUAUGGUUCCGCAAAUCCAAGAACAAUCUGAUAUAAUAACAAUCACAGGAACCAAGGAGGGAAUCGAGAAGGCCGAGCAUGAUAUUCGAGUGAUUUCUGAUGAGCAGUCAAGAAAGGCCUUUGUGAGGGUAACUGUGCCAAAAAUCUACCACCCCUUUAUUGUGGGAGCCCAUAAUGAAAAUCUGGCGAAACUCGUCGCCGAUACAGGAGCGCUGAUUAACGUUCCUCCCCCUUCGGUUCAAAAAGAUGAAAUCACGAUUGCGGGAGAGACCGAAUGCGUUGCUAUCGCAAGGCAGAAAAUCGAGGCCAUUUAUAAAGAUAUGGAGAAGCGAUGUGCGACCGUUUCCGUAGAAGUUCCAAAAGCUCAGCACAAAUAUGUGCUUGGGCCAAGAGGCAGCACGAUAAACGAAAUUCUCUCCUUGACGGGAGUGAGUGUAGAAAUGCCUUCCAACGAUUCGGCAAUUGGGACGAUAACACUGCGUGGACCUCAAGACAAGCUUGGAGUUGCCUUGAGCAAGGUCUACGAAAAAGCGAAUAGCAUGUGCAAUGACGCAGUGGACGCGCCGGCGUGGAUCCACAAAUAUAUUAUCGGACCCAAGGGUGCGAAUAUUAAGAAAAUUACCCAGGAUAUGGGCAAAGUGAAUGUCGAAUUUAACGACAAAGAGAACAAAAUCAAAAUCGAAGGACCUCCGGAGGAAGUCGAGAGGGUGAAGAAUACAAUUCAUUCGAUGGCUGAGGACUAUGUGGCCAAACUCGUCUUCAGGGAAUUAAACAUCGAUCCUAAGUACUAUAAGCAUAUCAUCGGGAAAAAUGGAACCAAUGUGAAUCGUCUGAAAACUGAAAUGGGUGUCGUUAUCACGAUAUCUGAAGAAGGCGGUAACAAUUUGAUUCGAAUUGAAGGAAAUUCCACUGGAGUCUCGCAGGCAGAGAAGGAACUGUUGGAAAUGGUGGAUAAAUUAGAGAAUGAAGUUGAGAAAGAUGUGCCGAUCGAGCAUCGAUUUUACCGAAAGAUUAUCGGAAAUAAGGGUGACAACAUCAAAGAAAUUAGGGAUAAGUUCAACCAAGUGCAGAUCAUUAUUCCCGCUCAAGGAGAGAAAGGAGACGUUGUUAAAAUUCGGGGGCCAAAACAGGACGUGGAAAAAUGUCACAGACACUUGAUGAAAUUGGUGAAGGAACUGCGCGAAAGCAGUUUUGUCCUCGAAGUGCCGAUCUUCAAACAAUUCCAUAAAUACAUCAUCGGCAAGGGCGGUGCCAAUAUUCGCAAGAUUCGUGAAGAGACGCAAACCAAGAUCGAUUUGCCAGCCGAGGGAGAGAAAAGUGACGUGAUUAUUAUCACUGGCAAAAAAGAAAAUGUCGAAGAGGCGAGAGACAAAAUCCAGAAGAUUCAGAAUGAAAUGACGAGUACUGUCACUGAGGAGAUAUCGAUUCCUCCCAAAUUCUACAAUACUCUUAUUGGAACCGGCGGAAAGUUGAUUCAAUCCAUAAUGGAAGACUGCGGUGGAGUUACUAUCAAAUUCCCUCCUUCCGAAAGCAAAAGUGACAAGGUCAGCAUUCGAGGACCGAAGGAGGACGUCGAGAAAGCGAAACAACAACUUACGGAACUGACAAACGAAAAACUCCUUUCGAGUUACACCGUCGAAAUUCGUGCAAAGGCUCAACAUCACAAAUUCCUUAUUGGCAAAAGCGGUGCCAAUAUAAGAAAGAUUCGAGAAUCCACGGGAGCUCGCAUUAUUUUUCCAACUGAGAGAGAUGAAGACAAGGAAUUGGUUACCAUAAUGGGUAAAAAAGAAGCUGUCGAAAAGGCCAAAGCUGAACUCGAAGCAACAAUCAGUGAAAUAGACAAUAUAACUGAAGGGGAGAUCAGCAUCGAUCCGAAACAUCACAGGCAUUUUGUCGCGAGAAGAGGGGGAGUUUUGCAUAAAAUUGCUGAUGAAUGUGGGGGUGUUCAGAUUUCUUUCCCAAGAGCCGGAGUUGAUAGCGAUCGGGUUACUUUAAAAGGUGCUCACGAAUGCAUCGAAGCUGCCAAACAACGCAUGCGAGAAAUUGUUCAGGAAUUGGAAUCGAUGGUUACAAUCGAGUGCAUCAUUCCCAAAAGAUUCCAUCGCACUGUCAUGGGAGCCAAGGGCUGCAAAGUUCAAAACAUCACAUCCGAGUUUGACGUUCAAAUCAAAAUUCCCGAUCGCGAUACUUAUGCCGAUGAGAAACCGGCCGAAGAAGUUAACGGAGAAAAUGGAGGAGAAGCAGCAGUCGAGACUGUUUCGCCAGGAGAUAUAAUUCGCAUCACUGGAUUACCGGAAAAGGCAGAAGCUGCCAAACAAGCUCUGCUGGAUCUCGUCCCGAUUACUAUCGAAGUGGAAGUUCCGUUUGAUCUUCAUCGCUCGAUAAUUGGACAGAAGGGAAAAGACGUUCGAGAACUGAUGGAAACUUACGACGUUCAUAUCAAACUUUCUCCAGCGGAACAAAAGCUGGAUUAUAUCGAGAUUUCGGGAACACCGGCGUGUGUUGAAAAUGCGAAGCAGGCGAUCUUGGACAAAUGCGAGGUUUUGAAAGCUGAGAGAGAAGACAGGGCUUUAAAAUCGUUUGAAUUGAAGCUCGAAGUAGAUCCUGAGUAUCAUCCGAAAAUAAUUGGAAGAAAAGGAGCGGUAAUCACGAAAAUUCGCACUGAUCAUGAUGUGCAAAUUAUUUUCCGUCGCAAAGGCGAACCCGAGGAAAAUAUUAUCACUAUAACGGGAUACGAGCAAAAUACUUUGGACGCUCGUGAUGAUAUUUUGAAGAUAGUUAACGAGCUGGAUGGCCUAACGAAGGAGGAGAUUCGCAUCAGCUCGGCAGUUCACUCGAGACUGAUUGGAGCUCGUGGAAGAAAUAUCCGUCAAAUAAUGAACGACUACAAGGUCGAUAUCAAAAUACCUCGUAAAACCGACCCAGAUCCAGAAAUGGUGUCGAUUAUUGGUGCCGAAGAUAACGUUCUUGACGCCAAAGAUUAUCUUCUUAAAUUGGAAGAGGAAUACAUGCAAGAUGUGGCUCACACCUACGAGUAUUCAAAUAGCCACCGUACUCCUCAACGCGGCGACGAUGAAAGCGGCAACGAGAACGAUUCGGGCUUCGUUGUGAAAGGCGGCCCCUGGGAACAAUCACCCCAGAGUGCUCCAAACACCGCCAGCGUCGAGGAAUUUCCAUCAUUCGGAGGAUUCACUCCCGUCGCAGCUGCAAAUCCCGAUGGCGCCUGGGGAAAGCGCUAAAAAAAUGCAAAAUUCGAGACGAUAUUGUCUCAAGAGCCCCAUUAAAAACAACAAAAAAAGCAACAACAACAAAUAAAAGAAAACUUUCCUCUAACAAACGAACGAUUUAAGAUAUAUAAGAAGGGUACUCGCACCGCUGCUGGGUGGUUCCCUCCUCCAUUACUGAAAGCUGCUGCAUACGACCUGGCCACUCUCUUGGACUUUGACAAUGGUUUGCUACACAGAGUACGACGACGAUGUUUAUAUUUACAGUUUACACCGUGUACCCCUAUAUCUGUAUCUGAAAAGAAAAAGCAAAAAGAAAAGAAAGCGUUUCAGCUACAGAUAUGCUGUACUUAAGACUGUGGCUUUGUAGGAGAUAUUUAUAAUAUUAUUCGCGCUCUAAAUUUCCCAAUUUUGAGCCGCGAACGGCUGAAACUUUUACAUAUUAGCCCGGAAUAAUAUUUUCUCGUUUUUUUUUGUCUUUUUUUUUGUCUUUGUUAAUUUAUUUAUAAUAUUGUACAUAAAAUUGCAUUUUUGUUGAACCGAGGCGGCAAAGCUCGCUCAUAAAUCAUUAUGCAGUCCAGGGGCAGAUUUUUUUUUUUUUUUUUUUUGAUUGAAUGUAUAAUGAAUUUAGCAGGGAAAACAGAAGAAACAUGAUUUGACAAAAAGUAAUAAUUUGGGGUCGUGCAAUAAUUUUUGGAUCGUCAGAAUCGAUGAUUUCGGUUCGUUUCCAUUGUGGCCAAAAAUCCAAAUUUCGAGUCGUCCCCGAAUUUGACCGGCAACCAAAUAUGAAAUCGUGAAAAUUGUUUUUGUUUUCUCUUUUGUUUUCUUUUUUUUUUUUCUUCAUUCUUUGUUUUUUUUCUGCGAAUAAACUAUUCAGGAAGUGCGUUUUGCAUAUAGUUACUACAUUUCCGAGGCCAACUAGAUAAUAUGAAGGAUGAGAAAAACUAUUCGGUUCAAGUGCCUUGUCUAUUUUCUUCGAGACAGCUCAUUUUCAAUUGUUGGAGGAAUGUGAAUAUUAUUGUGUAUGAUACCGAUAAUAAUCGUAUCGAUAUUAUUAUUAAGUGUAGUUGGAAUAAUGGCAGAGAAAAAGGAUUUCGAUAGAUAGAAAAAAAAGAAAGGUAAUUGAUAACUGAAUACUAAAUAUGAUAAAAGUGAGAAAGGAAUUGUAGUGUGACUGGGGGAGAAAGAGAGAGAGAGAGAAAGUUGAGUUGAGGUGAAGUACUGAAUUAGAUAUUAGCGUUAAUUGUCUCAUCGGGUAUAGAGAAGAAAUUCACUUAUAUUUUUUAGAAUUGUCGCAAUUUUGAUAAGACUACUGGUAGGGGCAAUUAUUAUACGCGUCUUCUCCAAUCGCUUGUUUUUUGGCUUGGAAAAGGAAAAAAGACAGACAUGUAAGCCUCACAAUGUAUGUUCUAUGAAAAAAAAAAAAAAAUAUUAAAAAAAUAA
Molecule: messenger RNA, 5362 nt
Organism: Belonocnema kinseyi
Lineage: Eukaryota; Metazoa; Arthropoda; Insecta; Hymenoptera; Cynipidae
Gene: Dp1
Product: vigilin
Exons: 22
Coding region: 206-3934 (1242 amino acids)
Cellular component (GO): nucleus; cytoplasm
Molecular function (GO): mRNA binding
Source: RefSeq, a predicted model, not a curated record